This is a messenger RNA of Cynara cardunculus var. scolymus (artichoke), 734 nucleotides long. RefSeq names its product chaperone protein dnaJ 11, chloroplastic-like. Lineage: Eukaryota; Viridiplantae; Streptophyta; Magnoliopsida; Asterales; Asteraceae. The transcript has a single exon. Bases 24 to 524 code for a protein of 166 amino acids. The record is from RefSeq and is a predicted model, not a curated record.
CAAGCAACCACACACUAUCCGUCAUGUUCUCCCCUGUCACCAGUCCCAACUCCCUCCGCCUCCGACCACCACCGCCACCGCCAUUUCACUCCUCCCCAACCUCUCUGCCCUCUCCAACUUCUCCUAGCAUCCGAUCACCUCUUACAUCACCUCUCUCCGCUACUGUUUACGCUACCGCCGAGACCACGUGCAUCGCUCUCUCUCCCACCGCGGUCAUUUCUCCUCCUUCGCUAUACGAAAUCCUAGGCAUCUCCAUGGGAGCCACCGAGGGUGAAAUCAAAACCGCCUACAGACGGCUCGCCAGGAUUUCACAUCCGGAUGUGAAGGAUUCGUCUGGAGAAGAGUUCAUGAAGAUCCACGCCGCCUACUCCACGCUAUCGGAUCCCGGUAAACGGGCGGAUUAUGACCGGAGGUUGUUCCGAACGCACCGAUCUCGUUCAUACUCAAGUGUUAGACCGUCGUCUUCGUACAACGGAUUUAACGGUUAUAGUGGCCGGAAUUGGGAGACAGAUCAGUGCUGGUAGGGUUAAUCACCAUUGAUUGAUCUUAGAAUCCAAAGUAUAUACUAUAUAGUAUUAUAAUUAAUUAACGAUUAGAGUGUUAGUGAUUGAUCUGUAGGAUAAUAGAUUUGCAGAUAUUGUAUCGAGAAGGCUCGUAGAUUAUUGCUACUGCUUGUUUUAUACACUCUCUCUUCUCUCCCAAACACUUGCAGAAAUCAACCAAAUAUAGAACUC